This is a messenger RNA of Closterium sp. Naga37s-1, 1002 nucleotides long. The record is from the annotation of a GenBank genome assembly. Lineage: Eukaryota; Viridiplantae; Streptophyta; Zygnematophyceae; Desmidiales; Closteriaceae.
AUGAACCAAGUGGCCCGUUAUGGCAUCUAUCCCCCCUCCCCCACCUCAUCCCAGGCGGGCGUCCUGAAGCUCACUCGCCAGGCCAUGAGCGUGCGAGCAGAGUUGGUGCGGGUGGCGGUGGUGGGAUCUCCCAACGUGCGUGCAGCGGUGGUGGGAUUCCCCAACGUGGGCAAGUCAGCCGGGAUCAACCGUCAGCCCAACCACUCCCGUUCCUAUGUCCCAACUCCUGGGCCCCCACCUCCUCUCUCCCCACCUGCUGCUCCCUCCCUGCAACAGGUGCGGGCGGCGGUGGUGGGAUUCCCCAACGUGGGCAAGUCAGCAGUAAUCAAUCGUUUGCUCAACCGUCGGGUCGUCGCCAGUGCUCCCAGGCCAGGGGUCACACGGGAGGUCAAGUGGGUGCGGCUGGGAGAGGGCCUGGACCUGUUAGACGCGCCUGGCGUGCUGCCAGCGAGAAUAGCGGACCAGGCAGCAGCGGCACGGCUGGCCAUGUGUAACGACAUUGGUGAAGCUGCUUAUGCUGUUGCUGUUAGGAUAGCGGACCAGGCAGCAGCGGCACGGCUGGCCAUGUGCAACGACAUCAGUGAAGUGGCCUAUGCUGUCGCUGGCGUGGCUGCUAUUCUCGUGGAGCUGCUGAAACGGCUGCCCACUGCUGGUGAGUUGUUGCAGACCGUUACAAUGCCCACGGCUGGUGAGACUGCCACGGCUGGUGAGACUGCCACGGCUGGUGAGACUGCCACGGCUGGUUCCUGGAGGCACUGGCAGACCGGCUGUGCUUGGGGGUGUGAACCAGGAGGCAGGCAGCCCACAUGCUGCUCUGCUCUGGAGCCCUUCACAUCCUUCAUGCUCUCACUCUCUUCCUUUCCCUCCUCUCGCUGCAGGUUCCUAGAGGCACUGGCAGACCGGCUGUGCAUGGGGGAUGUGAACCAGGCAGCGCACAGAGUGCUCAAGGACUUCAGAAGAGGGGCGUUUGGCUGGAUCGCUCUGGAGAGGCCCCCUGUGUGA